AUGUUCCUGCUGCUGCUUGGCGCCCUGCAAGCCACAGAUAUCCAAGAGCAAGAAGUCAGAGCGCUGGUGGGCAGCGACGUCGAGCUCAGCUGCAUUUUCCCCGAAGGACACACUUUCGAUUUAGAGGACCUUUAUGUGUAUUGGCAAAUCAGCAUCUUGGGCCACCCGACGACCGUGACGUACUACCUCUCUGGGAAUAGCUCGGCCGGCCUUGAGGACAACCGCUACAGAGACAGGGCCUGGCUCGUGCCCGAGAGCAUGAAGCACGGAGACUUCUCCCUGCAUCUCUACAACAUCACCCCCCAAGACGAACAGAAGUUCAGCUGCCUGGUGUUUAGGAAAUCCUUGCAGUUAAAAAAGAUUUUGGACGUGGUGGUGACGUUGCACGUGGCAGCAAACUACAGCAUGCCCAUGGUCAGCAUCCCAAGCGGCCUUCACGAGGACGAGGAGCUCACAUUCACGUGCACGUCUACGAAUGGCUAUCCAAAGCCAAAUGUGUACUGGAUCAACAAGACGGACAACAGCGUGCUGACCGAGGGCCUGCAGAACAGCACGGUCUUCUUGAAUGCACGGGGCCUAUAUGAUGUGGUCAGCGUCCUGCGGAUCAGGCGGACCCCCAGUGUGAAUGUCGGCUGCUGCAUAGAGAAUGUCCUUCUGCACCAAAACCUGACUGGCAUCGGCCAGGCAGAAACGCCCAGGGCAACCAAACCCAGCAACACGGGGAGCCACACCGGCGUCCACAGGAAGGGCCACGGGACGGUGCUGAGCGCCCUGGCCGUGCUGGGCGUGGUCGUGGUGGUGGCCGCGGCUGCCGGCAGCAUGUGCAGAAGCAGGUGCCCCCACGGGAUCCACGCCAGGUGCCAGGCUGCAAGGCCAGAGCAGGCAUUCUCUGACUACGUUUGACAGGAACUCACCGCCCGGGAGGUGGACAGGGCUUCUGUGAGAUGCCACCAGGAGGGACAGCGGACAGCAGCUUGAGAAUUGACUCGGGCAAGGCCUGGUGGCCAAGGGGGACCAUCUGCCCCCAUCGGCACCAUUAACAAGGGGGCUUCGUGGACACGGGGCCUCUCCGGCCUGAAGGACACGCAGGACUGUGCCUGACCCCAAGGAGAAUGUUCCAGGGGCUGCCCCAAUCCUGGAAUGAGGACCUUUCGAGAGAGUCAGCAGCUCCAGAACACACAUGCCCCCCAUGUGGGCAGGCUCCCCAGCUCUGGGGCUUCGUGAUGGCUCCCUCUCCCACCGCCCCCCUGCAGCCCAUGGGGCCCUUCUCAAUAUCCAAAACCUGCGGGGGGUUUGGAGAGAUGGAGGUUUUCUGAGACCAGAGGAGGUCGUCUCAUUUAGGAAGAAGAGAGAGGGUGCGGGCUUUUCCGCGACUACCCUGCUGGGUGAAGGUCACUCAAGGGUGUCUGUGGGACACGUAGGUGCAGGACUCCCACCCCACCUGCACCCCAAGAUGUAGGACCUGUGUGUCUGCACGUGUGUCCAGGAUGCAGGAAGUGGUCAACACUGCAAAAUCCCUGAAUGACUCCUGGGAGUUUGUGUUUCUCCGGGAUCUUCACUGGGAAGAAAGCCCGACCUUGUUUGUUUUGGUCAAAAGCUGGAUUUCCCUCCUAAAAAGACAGUGGAAUUUUUCAAGAAGACAGUCUGCUGCUGGGGCCACCAUGGCAGGAGCCGCGGCCUCCAGGGAAACCCAGAAACUCGCUCAGGCAGGAUUGGGAGCUCGAGUCUCCGGUGGACACGGGCUUCGCCAGGUGGCCAUCGAGGGCCUUCAAAGUGGCGCCAUGACCUGCAUGGAGGAGGCGUUCUCCCGGCAGAGCGGCAGCCGGUCAGAAUGUGGCGCUAAUUCCACCCAUCCUCUGCACCUGUCACCCCUGCCCCCCCCAGAACCCCCCCAGAACUGUUUACCAGGCUCCUCGGAGCCCCCCGGGCCCAGCAACGGACAGCAGAGGUAUGCGGCCCACAGCUCUGAAGGUUUCCAUGUUGUGGCCCCAAAUGAAUCUAGCCACUUGUGUUUCCAGAAGGUUCUGUGAAGGAGGCUGCCAGGUCACGCGGGUGUGCGCACCCCGUGGGAAACGCAGCCUGUCGUCCCGCCUGUGAUCACUCAGCCCUGGUGGGCGGGCGUCAGAAGCCUGCAGGCCCCAGACCCGGACCGGGACAAACACGGGGACCAGGCUCAGGGGCGGAGCUGUUAUAAGAAAUUGUUCGUUGUCUAUUUUUGUGCCCAGAACUCCUCACACGGCUGUGACAUGAGUGUGGGGAGACUCAUGAGCAUCAGACCACGUGAAGCAUUAGAAGGGACGUGUCGCUACAGAGGGACGGGGUCACGGGCAUCCGGAGCAAAAAGCACAAGUGACCACCGGGUGUGGAAGGGCGUGCGGAGCCCUCCUGCAGCUCCCCUGCAGCAGACCCUGCUCGCCGGGCGCCCACCCAGGCAGGACCCCGGGGUCUCGUUGCGGCUCCUUCGGGUCUGGGAAGAUGUACAGUGACCCUUCGCCCCUCAGCCUGGACAUCACCGUCCGCUCCUCAUGCUGUGCUUUGGGCAGGCCGGAGGCCAAUGUUCUCGUGUCUGCUUCUGGAAACCCGAUUUACAAGAAUACAAGA
Messenger RNA from Neomonachus schauinslandi (Hawaiian monk seal), 2601 nucleotides. RefSeq names its product inducible T cell costimulator ligand (gene ICOSLG). NCBI's taxonomy places the organism in Eukaryota, Metazoa, Chordata, Mammalia, Carnivora, Phocidae. Bases 1 to 903 code for a protein of 300 amino acids. The transcript is spliced from 6 exons. The record is from RefSeq and is a predicted model, not a curated record.